Molecule: messenger RNA, 759 nt
Organism: Chanos chanos (milkfish)
Lineage: Eukaryota; Metazoa; Chordata; Actinopteri; Gonorynchiformes; Chanidae
Product: granzyme B-like
Exons: 5
Coding region: 1-759 (252 amino acids)
Biological process (GO): proteolysis
Molecular function (GO): serine-type endopeptidase activity
Source: RefSeq, a predicted model, not a curated record
AUGGCUAACACUCCUCUUCUGCUACUGAUCUCUGUCCUGCCAGUCCUGACUCUCUCCGCCUAUGUGGAUGUGGGGAUAGUGAAUGGAACAGAGGCGAAGCCUCACUCCAAACCCUACAUGGUGUCAGUGCAAAAAGACGGUCAACACUUCUGCGGUGGCUUUCUCGUGUCCGAGUCCUUCGUCAUGACUGCAGCACACUGCUUCCAGUGGGCAGUAAAACUGACCGUUGUGGUGGGAAUUCAUGACUUAUCAAAGAAGAGGCCCUCUGACCAAAAGCUUGUGAAAUUCUACCACAUUCACCCUGGCUACAAUCAAAAACCGUUGGAAAAUGACAUUAUGCUUUUGCAAUUAAAUGAAAAAGUACAAAAGGGCAAAACCGUGCAGUGGCUGUCUCUCCCGAAGAAGAAGGGAGAGGUGAAGGCAAAGACUAGCUGCAGCGUGGCUGGCUGGGGAGCCAACAGAACCAAGGGCUAUGCGACGCAGCGCCUCCUGGAGGCCAACGUGAGCAUAAUGGACAAAAAAGACUGCAGUCGCAAGUGGAAUAGUUAUUUCAAACCCUCCUCCAUGAUAUGUGCUGGAGGAGUUGCAGGGUUUUGCCAGGGGGAUUCUGGAGGUCCUUUGGUGUGUAAGGAAAAAGCGGUCGGGGUGGUGUCAUUCAAUGAGAAAGAUAACUGUGACAGACCAAACAGACCAAACGUUUAUACACAGAUUUCAAAAUUUCUUCCCUGGAUAAAUGGAAUCAUCGGGAGUUUGAAGUGA